Megachile rotundata (alfalfa leafcutting bee) is the source of this 4270-nucleotide messenger RNA. Its product is annotated as protein phosphatase 1 regulatory subunit 14B. The record is from RefSeq and is a predicted model, not a curated record. Gene Ontology annotation, cellular component: cytoplasm. Gene Ontology annotation, molecular function: protein serine/threonine phosphatase inhibitor activity. Lineage: Eukaryota; Metazoa; Arthropoda; Insecta; Hymenoptera; Megachilidae. Gene Ontology annotation, biological process: regulation of phosphorylation.
UUUUGUCGAAUAGUUUUUGAAUAAAAAAAAAAUCAAUAUUGUAAAUUGUUUUUGAUAAUUCUAUAAACAAUAUUGGAACUUCAUACACCAAAAUCCCUAUUAUUCGACAAAAAAUCAUAUUUGAAUCGUGCAGUGCGGCUAACUUCAGUAGAUAAUUAGUAUUGGCCCCACUGCUAUACGCUUCUAUUAUAUGGUCAUAUAUACAGUGGACAAAAAUAAAUAAAUAGGGGCAAAGGAAUGAUGAUGUAAGGUACACAUAAUCAAGCAACGUCCUGUAAAUUACAUUCAAUUUUCAACAAGUUUCUAGAGCUACCAAGUUCUCAGAUCCUUCAACUACAUAAGAGUGAAGGAGCUCAACUAAAGAAUCUAAAGAAAUAGAUCUCUGUAUAUAUAGUCUCGGCGUCACAAAAGCUGCAAUGCAAUUGCGCGUUGCCCUGGUUACCAAACAUUCUUAACCAAUUAGAGCCAACAUGCGCAGAACAAACAAAAACUUGUCGUCUACUGCGUUUGUUCUUCCAUUGAACGAAUAAUAACUGACAGAAGUCAGUAUUUACUGUAUCUAAAAAUGGGAACAUUUCUUGCCGUGCUUGGUAAGCAUGGCUAGUAGAAAAAUGCUAUAUAAUUAUCUGCUAACUUCAAGAAAGUUUAUUAUUCGUUCAGUUUCUGGCAGUACGACAGUGUUACGGUUCGAAUAGUGUACGUUGUGAAAAAAAAGCAGUGAGUGUAGUUUUAUAAUGGAAGGAGGUGGUGUACUUACGGCAGAGCGCAGUCCAGCACGUGCGAAUCUGCAUGUGGCUUUUAGUGAAAAAGGAGAAGUAAAGGAACGCAGAGAGAAAUUUCUGACAGCCAAAUAUGGGUCCCAUCAAAUGUCCCUUAUUCGUAAAAGGCUUGCAGUAGAAAUGUGGUUAUUUGAUGAACUAGAAAAAUUAUAUGAAUCAGUUAAUGAAAGUGGUAAAAAUCGAGAAGUUGAAAUUGACAUUGAUGAACUUCUUGAUAUGGAUAGUGACGAGCAUAGACGAAGAUUUUUACAAGACUUACUGGUUGAUACAAAGAAACCACCACAUGAUAUAAAUAAAUUCAUUAAUGAUUUACUUGAAAAAGCUAAAACACUUUGAAGAACUUUCAUGUUCUUUUAUGAUAUUUACGUGUUUGCAAGGACUUUUUUGAAGCAUUAACAAAUUUGCUCAGAUUUGGAACGAGUCAAAGACAUAUUUCAAGCCUUAUCGAGUUGCGCAGACGUGACUCAAAUGCCAAUUUAUCAUUACUUGGAUUGAACUUAAAACGGGGAAAACAUCAAAUUAUUCUAGCGUAUAUUAUUUCAUAUUGAAAUCGUAAACAUUAGUAUCUGACUUAUCUCAGUACAAUGGCUAACUUUGUUAGUUAUUUAUGUGCGCAUCGCAUAUCAAAGUAAUAAACCUCACAGUACACAAACUGCCUUGCUGUACGAUCCAUCCAGUGUGAUGUAUAGUAGAAAAGUUUGUUCUACGCUCUAAUUUUGUAUGCCUUCUAUACUCCAUCGUUCAUAGUAAUAUUUAUGUUGUUAAGGAAUUAUUAAUUAACAAUACUUCCCAACGCUGUAACUAUACCAAAUGAUUUCUAUACAUAUCCUACGUUUAUUGAAUUAUCCCAACAAAUUGGGUUAAAAUGAUUAAUAUCUUUAUGUUUUAGCGUAAUGAAUUAAUACAAUUUUAUUUAUGUUAGAAGGUACUUUAAGGGAGUAAUUUGCAAAAUGUCGCAUCAAAUGCUUGUACGAAUUAAAAAAAAAAUAAUUCUAUUUGAUAUUAUAAUAAAAGCGUGUAUGUUUCAGAUGAUAUUAUCACUGGCAUAGUAGUAGUUAAAACGUGGAAAUGACACCUAUCGUUGCUUCGGUACCGAAUCAGUAUUUGAGAAAAUUGUUGUUAAGCAGAAUUUUAGUCUGACGUAAGUGUUUCUUGAUUAAAUUUGAUAAUAAUGAUUGAUUAAAUUUCAACGCUUUUGUUAAGUCGUUAGAAAAAAAAAAUAAAACACAAAAACAUUCCUAAAUUUAGAAAAAUAGAUUUUACGGUGUAUUAACAUUUUUUAAUAACUUUGUUACUUAUAUAAUCAUGUUGUUAAUUUCAAGAUUUUAAAUUCAUAUUUAUACGUGUUAUACUUGUUUAAAUUAUUAAGGAGGAAAGAUCUAUCAUUUUAAUUGAUCUUUGAUUCGUAUAUUUGUCGUGAAAAAAGAACAUGCAAGUACUCUGUUUUAAUAGACUCAUUUUGAUAAACUGUAAACAUAAUAUAUAUUAUUCAUGUGAUGUAUAGUACAAAUGAAUGAUUAUGUUAUGAGAAAAUCACCGUCGCGACAGAGCGCAAUUAUAGGUGACAUUUAUACGCUUUGUAGACAGUCAUUUAACAUACGAGCUAUUGUGUAAAAUGUAUCAAUAGUAAUGUAAAAAAGGAAGGCUUCGAACCCGAAACUUCCAGAUACUUGGAUCUCUUGCACCGGAUGUAUCUCUCAUAAUUACUUAAACAUUGUACCAAAAGACUGCACAAAAUGGAAUUUUACCUUCCUCUUAAAAACUAGAUGCGUACAGAAAUCACAACGGCAAACAAGAUGAUGAGAUAGACAUAUUUAUCAAGGAUCGAAUACAUAAUAUUGGAUGUUGAAUGAAGCAAGAAGUUUAGCAGAUGCACUGGCAUAGAAAGUUUUGUGUUUUUUACGCUGGAUUAAAUGUAAAGCAAUACCCACAAUGUGAUCACUUGAGCUACGCAUUCAUGGGAAAGGAAACAGAAAAGAAACUGUUACGAGGCUCUACAACUCUCCUGUAUUGCAAAGAGCAAUAUGACCAUUGUAGCGUUUUCACUCCCCAGUUAAAAUUGUGGAAGACAACAGCAAAAAGAGUUUCAUCCAAGCAAGGACUAGUGAAAUGAAUCAUGAUUAUUUAUGAGAUAUUAGGGUGUACAGAGAUUCACCUGCCACUCAUCGUUUGGCAACAUGUGAUCUUUGUGGACUUUCGUCAUGGGCAUAGAACAAUGUGUUUAGACUUUCUACCUUUAAAAACUUCCAUACGAUGUAGGUGAAUAAUGUCGUCUAAUUAAAAAGCAUUGAACUCGUCUUGUCACCCGUAUACAUACAUACAUAUACAUAUAUAUAUAUAUUUAAAACUUUAUACGACGGAAUAUAUGUGAAUGUGUAAUUAAGAUUAGGAAUAAAUCUAUAUACAAUAAACCUUGAUCUCAUUAAGUGCAAUCGUUGACGUGUUUGUUCUACUAGUUGAACCGGGGGUCAUGACAUUUGAUGGGUGACUAUAGCGAACGAAUACGUCAGAAUUCAAUCAGAGUUUAUUGUAUUAGAAACGAUACAAUCAAUUGGUGCACUUGUGAUUUAGUGUUGUAAAACAGUAUGCGAUCUUGCGAUAGAAUUAUGUUUCAUCGAAUCGAAAUUGUGAAGUUUUGAAAUUUUAUCGCCGAAAAACAAACGAUAAUGUAAAUCCUUUACUUUUUUUAUUUCUGCAUUGCGCGAUAAAUAGAACUAUGAUCAAGUGCUUCUGCGUGUAAGGGUGCGUUCAAACUGAACGAGCAAGAGCAUUUUUUCGUGCGAAAGUUUAUCGAGCGAAUGUUCGUGAACUUUAAACUAAGCGUUCGAUGCGAUGAAUUGAAUUACGUCGAUUUGAGUCGUGUCAAAUUUUAUUACGUUAAAUUGGAUUACAUCGAAACCGAUUAUAACUAAUUGUAUCGUGUAGAGUGUUGGAUUAACAGGCAUUCUUGUUAGAGCAUUCGCUCGCCUAAUUUGAAUGCACCCUAAUGCUUGUGUCGGUAUGCGAUGUUUCGCAAUGCAUCGUUUCGGCUUGGUGUUUCUAAAAAAAGAAAAGCGUAGGAAUUCAUGUGUAAUUGGAAUGAUGUAUCUCUAGAUUAUUUUCUCAAGUGAUUCGUUUACAGAAAAUGAGAAGUAUUCGAUAUCUCUAGGUGGAAAUGUAAUUCUAAAUGGCACUGGAAUUUCCCAUCCACGUGUGAAUGUUUAUCUGGAAUGUUUAAUGUUGUAACAUUGAAUCAAAUUAAUCUACGAUAGUGUUAAGUAAUGGAAACGAGCACUUUUACACAGGAUAAAAAAUCGAACUUCCAUAUUCAUCGCGUGAUUCGCGAGAAAAAAAAGAAGGAAAUAGACGUUUUAAAAUCCCUGUACCCUAUGUUUUAAAUUGGCGAUAGUACCGUUUCUAUGAGGAAACAAUAUUUUGCAUCAACAUGUACUGAUUAUGUAAGAGAUUGUAUUUACUUGCACAAAAUAACAAUUGGAUAAAAGAAAAAUUAA